Molecule: messenger RNA, 591 nt
Organism: Daphnia carinata
Lineage: Eukaryota; Metazoa; Arthropoda; Branchiopoda; Diplostraca; Daphniidae
Exons: 2
Coding region: 49-591 (180 amino acids)
Source: RefSeq, a predicted model, not a curated record
CUAGCAACCGUAGUUGUAGUAACUAGUGGACUAUAAAACCUGAUCGCCAUGCAUCCAUUGGGUUAUUUCAUGCUUGUUGGCGUGUUAUUAGCUGUCGAUUCUUAUCCGGUCGGUCACAGUACUUCCGGUAGUGCCGCGGGAAACAACGAUCGACGUGAUUCACGGGCGUUGCUUGUAGACGAUGAAAGUGCCGAGUUGGCCACAAAGCAAAGCUCAGCUGAAGAUGAUGUUGUUACGCAGGACUUUGGAAAGAAAGUUUCAGUUCGUCGGAAUGCCCAGUCGCAGACAGGUAGCAGCACAUUGUUGCUUUCGCAGCAGAAUUUCGACGAUUAUUCAUCGGAAGAUGACGUCCCUUUCUUCGAUUUGGAUGCCAUACAACCAGCGAUAAGCGAUUUCCAUUAUCGACCAGUGACUGGGAUGAUCAAACCAGCGAAAUCGAACGGCUGGUUCCACGUGAAGCAGCACAUCCACGAUUACUACUUUCGUGAAAUGGGACGUGAAAUGGGCAAAGAGCAUUCGUGGCAACCAGUGAAAGGCGAUACGGAUGGCUUGAAUUUCGGGUCUCCUGGAAGGUCGUAUGUGAAUAUUUGA